Messenger RNA from Arctia plantaginis, 1350 nucleotides. The record is from the annotation of a GenBank genome assembly. Lineage: Eukaryota; Metazoa; Arthropoda; Insecta; Lepidoptera; Erebidae.
AUGGCCACUACCGACGUAGAAUUUGAUGAAUAUUGUGAUCCCGACAAUCCACGCAUAGCAGAUUUUGAUAGCAUAUUAGCAGCCCAUCAACGGAUAAUGGGACAAAUCGUUCGAACACCAUGCAAGAGAGCAUUGAUGUCAGAAGAUCUUGGAAUGGAGUUAUAUUUAAAACAGGAAUUUCUCCAAUACACGGGCAGCUUCAAGGAGCGUGGACUGCGUAACACCCUUUUGCAGCUCGAUGACUCCAAAAGGAAAAACGGGGUAAUAUCUGCCAGCGCGGGUAACCAUGGUUGUGCUGUCAGUUUCCACGCAACGCAGAUGGGUAUACCCAGUAUUGUCGUCAUGCCUGUAUUCGCACCAGUAACUAAAGUAAAUAAAUGCGAAAAAUUGGGUGCUAAAUUAGUGAUGCAUGGUAAAAAUAUGGCGGAAGCUAAACAUCACGCUAUGGUCCUGGCAAAGGAGAAAAAUAUGUUAUAUGUUAACGGUUUUGAUCACCCGCACGUUAUUGACGGCCAAGGUACAGUAGGCAUUGAAAUAUUAGAACAAGUACCUGAUGUACAAGCGGUGUUGGUUCCUUGCGGGGGUGGCAGCCUUUUGGCUGGUGUUGCUGUAGCUAUUAAACAUCUCAAACCUGACACUGAAAUAUAUGGAAUUGAAACAGAUAAAACAUGCAGUAUGGCGGAAUCUCUAAAGAAAAACGAAAGAAUUUUUUUACCCAUUGAUUCGACUAUUGCAGAAGGAUUAGCUGUAAAUAAAGUCGGAGUAAACACCUUUCAUACUCUCAAUGCGGGGGGACUGGUAGAUAAAAUGGUGGUCGUGAACGAAGAUUGGGUUGCACGUACCAUCAUGCAUAUUGUAGAAAAAGAAAAAUAUGUCGUGGAAGGAGCAGGAGCUACCUCCCUCGCAAGCAUCUUGGCAGGACUUAUUCCCGGUCUGAAAGGAAAAAAAGUUGUGUGUGUAUGUACCGGGGGUAAUAUCGAUAGCACCACUCUGGCACGUGCAUUAGAGCGAGGUAUGGCUGCAGAGGGCCGGCUCAUCAAAUUUAAGGUCAUUGUGGUCGACCGACCCGGCGGCAUGGCUGACUUGUGCACAUUACUCGCUUCUCUCGGUGUUACAGUGCGUGAUUGUAUUCCUGAGAGAGCUUGGAUCAAAGGAGACGUGUUUAGCUGUGAAUUGAAAACUAUUGUUGAAACUAAAGGAUGGGAUCACGCUAGAGAAAUGAUGCAAGCAAUCAAAAAACACUUUAAGGAAUGCUACUUUCCACCAAUUUAUGAUAAACUGCAAAAUCCACCUGCCUCCCGGCGCGGUCCUUGCCUCGCACCUAACCCUCUGUGCAUGCAAAAGUAUUGA